Messenger RNA from Fraxinus pennsylvanica, 597 nucleotides. The record is from the annotation of a GenBank genome assembly. NCBI's taxonomy places the organism in Eukaryota, Viridiplantae, Streptophyta, Magnoliopsida, Lamiales, Oleaceae.
AUGUGGACGCCGGCGAACAUUCCUAGUUCCGACUCCGAAGUCGAGAGCAUUACAAUUUCUAUUUCUAACGUGUCUCAUGAUGCACUAACCGCCAGCACUACCGCCAAUCCGUCAAGUCCUCCACUCGUUUGCCUAGUUCGUUUCGCCGGUGACUCAGCCUCCGGCGCGUUCAUGGGAUCCAUUUUCGGCUACGGUUCAGGAUUAAUUAAAAUGAAAGGUUUGAAAGGAUCAUUUGCUGAUGCACGGUCUUCUGCUAAGAGAUUGGCAGUUUUGUCUGGAGUUCGUAGGUUAGUUGUAUGCCUUUUGACGAGGUUGCGGGGAAAAGAUGAUGUCAUCAAUGCAGGAGUUGCGGGAUGUUGCACAGGUCUUGCUCUAAGUUUUCCAGGUGCCCCACAAGCUCUACUUCAAAGCUGUCUCAAAUUUGGAGCGUUCUCGUUUAUUAUUGAAAGUAUGAACAAGCAGCAGCCUGCACUUGCUUUGCCAGCUUCCUCGGGUGUCAAAAGAAGUCCCUUCGAUGUGCUGACUCCUUUGUCAAUCCCCCUUCCUAACGAACUUAAGGAGUCUUUUUCAUCUUUUUGCCAAACCCUGAGAAAAUGA